AUUAUUUUUGACAGGAUAAUGGAGACAGCGCCCUCCAUAUUGCCUGCAGACGUAGAGAUAUUGAUCUAGUCAAAUUAAUGAUUGAUUACGGAACACCAAUUGAUCUGCAAAAUGCUGAUGGUCAAACAGCUCUACAUUUAUCAGCCUGGGAGGGUGAUGAGGCUAUGGUUAAAUAUUUAUAUAAUUUACGUGCUAAUCCUAAUGUUACCGAUAAGUUUGAUCGUGUACCUCUACAUAUUGCUGCUGAAAGAGGACAUUCACAUAUCGUGGAAUUAUUGGUGGAUAAAUUUAAAACCUCCGUAGCUGCCAGAACUAAAGAUGGUAGUACCUUAAUGCACAUUGCAUCACAGUUUGGUCAUCCUGAUACAGCCUUGACCUUCUUAAAGAAAGGUGUUCCAUUACAUAUGCCAAAUAAGUCCGGAGCUGUCUGUCUACAUGCAGCUGCCAUGAAAGGUCAUACAUCAGUGGUUAAAGCUUUAUUACAGAAAGGUGCUUUAGUUGAUUCCAAAACGAAGGAUGGUCUAACAGCGUUACAUCUGGCUAUAGAAUAUUGUAAACCACAGGUUGUUCAGACGUUAUUAGGUUAUGGUGCUGCUGUAGAACUUAAAGGUGGACAGGCUAUGGAAACACCCCUACAUAUAGCUGCUAGAACACAAGAAGCUGAGAAAUGUGCUGAGAUGUUGUUAAAAUCUGGAGCUGAUGUGAAUGCAACAAGAGAUAAUGGUGAGACAGCAUUACAUAUAGCCUCACGACAUGGUCAACUUGGAAUGAUAAAAGUGUUUUUAGAGGAAGGUGCUAAUGCAUCCAGUCAUUCAAAGUCUGGUGAGACGCCAUUACACACAGCAGCUAAAUAUUGUCAUUUAAGUGUGGCAAAGGAACUUCUCAAUUUUACAUCAACCAGAUUAUCAAGAUUAGAUGCAGUUAUGUUAGCCAAUCAUCAAAACAAGGAAGGUGAAACACCGGUUCAUUUUGCUGCCGAAUUAAAAAAGGAAAAUGCUCAUGGUGAAUUUGAAGAUACAGAUAUGAUUAGACUCUUAUUAGAAUAUGAUGGUGAUACAAACAUUCAAUCAAAACUGACUCAUGAAAGUCCUUUACAUUAUUGUGCUAGAGCUGGUAAUGCUAAUAUAUUAUUAGAGAUUGUACAUUUACUUGGUCCAACUAAAUUACAAGCUGUUGUUAAUAGACAAGCUAAGGAUGGUAAUUCACCACUGCUUGUAGCCAGUGAACAGGGACAUCUCGAAAUUGUUAGAAUACUCCUAAAAAAUCAUGCUCGAGUGGAUGUUUUCGAUGAGCAUGGUAAAGCUGCUUUACAUCUAGCAGGAGAAAAUGGUCACGAAGCGGUGGCUGAAUUGUUACUUGCUCAUAAAGCUUUCGUGAAUGCUAAAUCAAAACUAGGAUUUACACCUCUACAUCUGGCGGGCCAGAAUGGUAAUAACAGACUGGUAAAACUAUUAAUAGAAUCACACGGUGCCCUUAUAGACGCCUUAACUCUUACAAAGAAAACAACACUACAUUUAGCUGCUCAGAAUGGUAAAAUGGAAGUAUGCAGUACUUUAUUAAAAAUGAAAGCUGAUCCUAAUGCUACAGAUGACAGAGGUCAGACACCGUUACAUCUAGCAGCUGAAUAUGAUCAUUCUGAUGUGGUCAAACUGUUUUUAAAAUAUCGACCAGAAUUAGUCACAAUGGCUAGUACUGAUGAGAAUGGUAUGACCCCAGCUCAUAUAGCAGCAGCUAAAGGUAGUGUAGCUGUAAUAAAAGAAUUGAUGCGUUUUAAUAAAGUCAUGGUAACAACAGCCAGAAAUAGGACCAAUAAUUCUACAGCCCUACAUCUGGCAGCAGCAGGUGGACAUAAGGCUGUAGUAGAAACUUUAAUAGAAACUGGUGCCUCGCCUACUGAUGAAAACUCUGAUGGAAUGACUGCUAUUCAUUUGGCAGCCAAAUACGGACAUGGUCAAAUAUUAGAGGCCUUGAAGGGUCAAAUGUCUUGGAAGAUUACAAGUAAAAAGACUGGAUUAACAGCCCUUCAUGUUGCCGCCCAUUUUGGACAAAUAGAUUUUGUUCGUGAAAUGUUAACUAAAGUACCGGCUACUGUCAAAAGUCAACCUCCCAAUGAUGAAUCUACAAUCAAAGACAUAACAGCAGAGUUUGGAUUAACUCCUCUGCAUCUUGCUUCCCAGUCUGGACAUGAGGGACUAGUACGUCUGUUGUUAAAUUGUCCCGGUGUUCAAGCAGACGCACCAACUAACAUGCAGGGAACAAUACCAUUACAUAUGGCAGCACAGAGUGGCCAUGCCCCUGUUGUUAGUUUAUUAUUGAGUAAAUCUACAGCUCAGUUACAUAUUAAAGAUAAACGUGGAAGAACAGCCCUACAUCUAGCUUCAGCUAAUGGACAUUAUGAUAUGGUUACAUUAUUGUUAGGUCAAGGUGCUGAUAUCAACUCUUGUGAUAAGAAUGGAUGGACAGCCCUGCAUUUUUCAUCUAAAGCUGGUUAUUUAAAUGUGGUGAAAUUAUUAGUAGAAUCAGGAGCAUCUCCUAAGUUUGAAACAAAAGAUGGUAAAGUUCCGGUCUGUUAUGCUGCAGCGGCGAAUCAUUCCAAUGUAUUAAGUUAUUUAAUGAGGAGAGAUUAUAAUACACAACAUUUAAUGGAUGAUAAAAAAUUUGUUUUUGAUCUGAUGGUGUGUGGGAGACUCAACAAUAAUAAAUGUAUCCAAGAGUUCAUCUUACUUUCUCCCGCUCCUGUAGACACUGCGGCUAAAAUGUCCAAAAACUUUAGAACUUUAGCUAUAAAAGAAAAAGAAAGAUCACGAGACAUUCUGGCUGCAGGAAUUUACUGUGAAAAUAUGGCUACGGAGUUGUUAGCUAUUGCCUCUAGUUCUAACAGCGCUCAACAUCUACUGAAAGCCGUGGACUAUCAUGGAAUUCCUUUCCUUGACGUGCUGAUUGAAAAUGAACAGAAAGAAGUUGUUUCUCAUCCAGCUGUCCAGAAAUAUCUCUCGGAUAUCUGGAUGGGAAAUUUAUUUUGGGCAACAUGGAAAAUAGUGAUGUUAUUUUGUGCGUUUCUUUUUAUUCCAAUAGUUUGGUUUAUCUUUUCUCUUCCGAUAAAGCAUCGAUUCAGCAAAGUUCCAAUUAUCAAAUUUAUGGCAUAUCUAGUCUCCCAUAUUUAUUUAAUGGUUUUAUUUUGCAUGACAAUAGUAGUACCCAUAGUCCCUAUAUACCAGUCUGGUAGCUUAAUACCACACUGGUAUGAAUGGUUGUUAUUGGCUUGGAUGUCCGGACUACUUGUGUCAGAGUUAACUAAUCCUGGAGAUCGUGCUGGACUUGGAACUAUUCGAGUGGUGGUGAUAGGAAUCUGUGCAGUUGGCGUGUUUUGUCAUGUAUUGGCAUUUGCGUUUGACGAACAGGAACGAUUUGUACUCCUAUACAUCAGAAAUAACUUUUUUGCGUGGGCCUUAUUGUUAGAUUUCGUGUUACUCUUGGAUUUCUUGUCUUUUCAUCAUCUGUUUGGACCCUGGGCUAUCAUCAUUAGAGAUUUGAUGAAAGACUUGACAAGGUUUCUCGUUAUUUUGUUGAUAUUUAUGUUGGGUUUUACAUUACAUCUUGCGGCACUCUAUCAACCAGUGUAUAAACCAACAGUGCUGGAUAGUGCUCUAGGAGAUGGAGAUGGAAGUGCUGCAUCAUCAACACAAACGCCUUUAGAUACUUUCGAAUUUUUGUUUUUUGCCUUAUUUGGACUUGUUGAACCAGACAGCUUACCUCCCUUACAUAGGAGCCCAAUCUGGGUAACAACGAUGGUAAAGAUUGUGUUUGGAACAUACAUGAUGGUAACUCUUGUCGUACUGAUUAAUUUACUGAUUGCUAUGAUGUCAGAUACAUAUCAACGCAUAGUACAACAGUCUGAUACAGAAUGGAAGUUUGGUCGGGCCAAGUUAAUACGUAAUAUGAAUAGAACAUCGGCCACACCUUCACCUUUAAAUCUUUUUACCAAAUUAUUUACUUAUAUCAGAGUUAUAUAUAAACAUAGAGGUAAGCUGUGUUCUGGUCAUGCCCAGGAAUAUAUUAAUGAUGAAGAAGAUGAUGCUUUGUCUGAUUCUAGAUCAGUUGAUUUACUGGCACAAUCAUCUGCUAACUGGUUACGUAAUGUUGUACGACGUAAUACACAAGUAGCACCAGAUGGAGGAUUUUUAAGGAGUCAUGCUCACCAUGGUCCACAGAGAAUAGAAGAUGUGGUUGACUGGGAACUGGUUGUAAAAAAAUAUCUAGUUAUGCAAGGUUUGGAGGAACCAGAAAAGAAUGAUAUUGAUGAUGACAGAUAUCCACCACCAACAAGUAAUGGACAUAUCCCUAGCUUCCAGGAAUUAACAGAGAGAGUCAAGAGUUAAAACCUAGAAAUGCACUUGAAGGGGAUGGAACUUUUGAUCUUGCGUAAAGUAAAGAUGCACUAAAACAGAGUGAGUUGUAGCGACUAUGUCUGGCAGUAGGAAGUUUAUAUAAUGUAACACAGGAGCACGUUGAAUUUUAUUCCUAUACCUACAAUUUCAGGUGGGAGAAUUAAUUAAUUAGAGAAUAUAUAUAUAUGAUAAUUUUCUUUAUAUUGAUAAUACAGAUAUAUAUACAUGAGAAUUCUCUUUAUAUUGAUAAUACAGAUAUUAUUAUGAAAAUUCUCUUUAUAUUGAUAAUUAUUAAUACAGAUAUAUAAUUUCACAGAAAUAUUGAUAAAAUUGGCUUUAAAUUAGUAGGUCAAUGUAUAAAAGUUUUAACAACCAGUGAUUGUUGAGUUUGUACACAUGAACCAGUGAAAAUAUUAUUUGAAAAAAUAAACCUGUGUAUAUUAAUGUUUUAAUUCCGGUGUUGACAGACUUGCCAGUUAACCCAGUGACUUGUUGAAUUUAAAUGAUAUUUAUCAGGACAUUGAAAUAAAGGUAUUAAUAAUGCAAACUUAUACAUGUAUGCAACAAAAAAUUAUAAACUCUGUAAAUUCCUGAAUAGGACAGUGGUAUAAGGUGUUCUAGAUAGAGUCAGCAUAUCCUGACUUGUGCAUGACACUUGAUUAAUUUAUUAUCAAUUCCAUGGCAAAGGGAGUGAAUUAUUAGUGCAAUUGAUCUCUGUCAGUGGCUUUCAAAAGGCGAAAGCUGCUUGUAUGGAUUAAAUUUUGUUGAGUCUGUUUUAGGUUCAGACAAUUGAUUAUUUUGUACAUAAUACUUGUGGAGAUUUUGUCGAGCCGUUUUCAAUAAAGAUUCAGACAAAAUUAUUUAUUCUGUACAUAGCUCUAUAUCGAUAUUUAUGCAUAAUGUGGGUGAAAAUUUCUUGAGCCAUUUUGAAUUUGAAGUUCAGACAAAUUAUUUAUUUUGUAGAUUGCUUUGCAUCAAUAUUUAUGCAUAAUGUUAGAAGAGAUUUUAAAAUUUUAUAGUCAGAAUAUUUGUGUGAUAUUAACAACAUGUGGGGUAAACUAUAGAUAAGGCGAUAUAUUUUGGUAAUGUUUGUAAAUUGAUUGGAAUCAAGAGAUUAUUGUGUAAAUACUGGUAUAUCUUAUAGCAAACCUUGACAAAACCAUGUGGUAUGUAAUGGUGAAUAUAAAUAAUGAAACCUAGUGUAUAUUAAAGCACCUGUGAUAAAUUUAUUUAUUUAUUAUAUAUUUAAACUGUUUACUAUUUGCAUCAGUGUAGAUAGAAUUAUCUUAUAUAAAUACAUGUAUGUAGGUAAAUGUGUACAGUAUAUAUAUUUAAUAUUAUUACGAUAUAUUUAUAAUGCAUAUCCAUUAAAAAUCAAAAAUUAAAUGUAUGUGACUUUUGUCUUUGUUGAACUGUAAGGAAGAGAAACCUUGGCUUUAUGUCUAAUUAUUAUUAUGUUUUAUUUCAUAAAAUAUAUACACCCAAAGUUAUUUGAAAAAAUGUUUAGAGAAUUGUGUUAUUGUUUUGUUAUUAUUUGCAUUUGUUAGUAUAUGUAUCAUAAUGUAAGAUAUAUUUGACAAGUAAUGUUAAUACUAAUAUAAACAUAGUUAUUAUCCAUUUCGAAAAAUAAAAUCAUCAUUCCAAGAUGUCAAAAAUUACUUAGCAAACAGAUUUAUCGAUAAAUUUUGUUAUAAACCAACUUCUUCAUUCAUAUUAAAAAUCUUAAAUUAAUAUGCCAUUAUUUAUAAUGUGAAAUGCACAAUGGAAUUUAUGAAGGAUUUUCAGUUUUUGCUAACCAGAUAAUCCUUAGAAUUUUAGUUCUAUCCACUUGGUUUUAAUAAAGUUUUCUUGUGCAAUACAAAAUAAAUUAAUAAUUAAUUAAUUUUAAUUAUAAAAGUAAUAUUAUUUAUCCAUAAUUAUUUAUACAUUUUAUAUUUAUUAAGAAAAUAUGUUUAUUUUAUAGAUUUAUUAUUUCAACCGGUUUUAUUUGUUAUAAAAUACUUUUUUUUAAAUUCUAUGUCUAGUUAGUGUUUUGCUUAUAUGUAUUGUUAUUAACUUUAUAUUUUAAAAUGUUCAUUGUUUACAUGUAUUUGUUUUUAUCUACCAGUAUAUAAACAUGCAAUUAUUAUUAACUGUUGAAUAUACUAUAACGGUACACUAUAUCUAUAGUAUCCAGUUAUAUAAGUUGUAUAUAAAAGGAGAGGUGUUUUUGAAGCAGACCUUCAAUGUUAUAAUUUAGCUUAAAAAUAAAAUUUAUCUUGGUUGUAAUAUAAUAUAUACCUAAAACAGUUUUCAGUUCAUUUGGCUACUAUUAGUAUCUUCAGGAAUAACUGUUAUUUAAAUAACUGUAUCUAUCUGUUUCAUCAUACUGUGUGAAAAUAUUGUCAUUUUUAGCUUAUGGACCAGCUUAAAUUCACAGUUUGUAUUCAAUUUUAAAAACCGUUUAAAUAUAUCAUUUAAAUUUACCACCGUUACACCUUAAUGACAGUCGAGUUCCAAUUUCAUGAAAAUCAGACAAAAACUGCCUGGCAAAAUGGCGACUGCUUGUAAGCAAAUAGUUUAAAAGUAUGUCAAUCCUAGUUGUGGACCGUCUAGAAGUCACAAUUGUUAUCAGAUUUUGAUGAAACUUAAAAUAUAUAUUUAUGUCGCAAAGAUCUUGGUUGCUUUAGCUAUUUGCCAUAUCAGACCAAAGAUCUUGGUUGCUUUAGCUAUUUGCCAUAUCAGACCUUAACGUCCUGGAUGAUGGCCCCUGAUUAUACAAAAAAUCAUGUUUUUUAGUUUGUGGAUUCUCUAGACUCUAGAGGUCACAAUUUUUUAUCCGAUUUUAAAAAUGGUUUAAAUAUAUCACCAUCCCACCAUAAUGAAGGUUGAAUUUGAAUUUUGAGAAAAUCAAAAAGAAACUGCCUGACAGUUCGGAAAUUGUGUAAAAGUAUAUUAUAUGUAAUACUAGGUUGUGGACCCUCUACAGGUCACAAUUUUAAAUAUAUCACCAUUCCACUAUAAUGCAGGCUGAAGUCGAAUUUCGGGAAAAUCGAAAUGAAACUGCCCAACAAAAUGGCCGCUCUUUGUAUGCAAAUUGUGUAAAAGUAUGUAAUACGAAAGUUGUGGACCCUCUGGAGGUCACUAUUUUUAUCCGAUUUUGAUGUAACUUAAAUUAUAUCCCAAAGAUCCCAGUCACUUUCGAUAUUUGCACAUUUCAGACCAUAACUUUUUGGAUUAUUGCCUCUGAUUGUACGAAACAUGGCUUUUGUUUUUAGCUUGUUCUCUAUCCAUCUCUUGCAAAACGUGGGCGUAUCUUGCCUGGGAACCAGUGGUUAAUUGUGUCCGUUGGUCCGUUUACAAUUCUUGUUUUAUACAAAUUUACUUAUAUACGCCCACUUGCUAUAUUAUUGACACCCCUGUCCGUAAACACUUUCUUUUACUAUCUCUGCAGAGUUAAUUUCUUGGUUGAUUUUCAUGAAAUUGACAUUAUUCGACUCCAGAUGAUCCUGUCUAAUUUGAGCAUUAUUGUACAAGUACUUCCAGGGUUAUUGCCCCCGACUUACAUGUACUGAUUGUUGAUUACUGCAGAAAGUACAGUGUUCAACUGAUUUUAAUGGAGUUUGCAGAAGUGGUUAGUAAUGGGGCCCUAUUUGAUUUAGAGCAUUUUUGCAAAAACAGUUCCAGAGUUAAUGCCUCUGACAUGAUUGUUAAUAAUGUACAUUACCAUACUCAUUCUGUUGGGGGAGGGGGCAGGAGGGCAAAUGGUCUGACAUGUGCACUUUAGAUCAUUAGGUUUGUCAUUGAGUUGAGUGGCAUGUUAUUGAUAUCCCACAUUUCAACGUGACUAGGAGUAAUGUCACCUGCCUAAAAUCGUACCAUAUGUUAGUCCCGAAAGGAGCUGGAUUGUGUUGAGUGGACGUUAAACCCCAUUUCUCUCUCGUUAAACCCCAUUUCUCUCUCGCUCAAAUAUAUAUAUUGUUCUCCAAUUUUCACAAGAAUAUGCUGAGUUAUUGCCAUUCUACAUGGUCAGAAGUCCGGUGCAUAUCUUUAUUCAAAUAGAGGAAAUCUUUAUUAACUGUACUUAGCUACUUGUGGGUUUAUGUUCCACUGUCUGACAAUUGUGUAUCUAUAAUUUGAAAGGAAAAAAUCUUAUCUAAAAUUAGUACUUUCUGAUUAUUAAUAAACACACAUAGUGCAUUUUGUGACAUUUCACCAAAAAAUCUCAUUCGAGAUUAUUCAUGAAACUAUCUUUCUAUAGAAUAACACAGGAGACUUGUUACACAUACAAGAUUUUCUCCCAUAUAACAUGAUAACAUGUAAAAAACUUGAUCAGUUGGUCUCGAUUUUCAAAUGUCCAGAACAAACUCCUAUAUUAUGUUUAUUUUAGAAAGCUGGUGGAAAUAAAUUUAAUGUAAUAAAUCCAAAUAUAAGCUGUAUUGAUGUCAUAAAUGAAUUUGCUGCUUAUGGGCGUAUACACAGUGUUUGCAAGGAUUAAUUUAUAAUAUAUUUGUCCAGUAAGAGAUAAUUAUCAAUUAAUAUGUACCAUAGUCAGUAAAUCAUUCCCCAGAUUAAGGUGAAUUUAAAAUAAAAAAUAAUAAAAUAUCUUUAGAAAUA
Patella vulgata (common limpet) is the source of this 8984-nucleotide messenger RNA. Its product is annotated as ankyrin-1. Gene Ontology annotation, biological process: GPI anchor biosynthetic process; calcium ion transmembrane transport. The coding region runs from base 78 to 4379 and encodes 1433 amino acids. Gene Ontology annotation, molecular function: calcium channel activity; protein binding. The transcript has 24 exons. The record is from RefSeq and is a predicted model, not a curated record. Lineage: Eukaryota; Metazoa; Mollusca; Gastropoda; Patellidae. Gene Ontology annotation, cellular component: glycosylphosphatidylinositol-N-acetylglucosaminyltransferase (GPI-GnT) complex; membrane.